AAUGAAGAUAGUCGCUGUCUUCUUUAUUAAAAAUAAUCUGGCUAAUGUUUCAUAAUCACGAUGACCUUUUCUCAUUGGUGUGCAUCCACAACCUUGAAUUGCCAUUAUCUCUAUUGUUAUCGAUUAAUCUUCGAAAUAAUCAGUAGCAAACGUAAAAAGUUACCUUCAACCAGAGUCAAUGAUAAAAAUGUGAUUGUUUUUCAUGUUGACCCAGUCAAAUAAGACAAUUUCACGAUUAAAAUGAGGAUCGAGUAUGACUCUUGACUAUCACCUAAAACUAGUGCUAAAAUCUGUGUACAAUUGUGAAAUGACCUAAGUUUUCUGGCUUAUUCUCAACCGUUAUCUUUAGAAAUAUAUGUUUAUCAUUAUGUUGACGUUAUCUGGAUUAGUUAUUUCUUUUUUUGUGAAUUAUAUGCAAUCUUAAUACUCAAAUUAUUUGAAUAUGUCAAAGCUUCUAUUCAUGGCAACCAUUAGAUAAAAGCUGUUUUCAUGUUUUCUAAUCAACUUCUUGAUUAGAUCUAACUUAUAAUUAUUGGAACUGAUUUGUUAAGUCACUUUGUUUCUAUUGUCUUCACUCAACGUUAAGUCUAUUGUUUCCUCUAAAAUUUUACUAUUAUUGUUUACUGACUGCUGAUUGUCAGAUCAUUUUAACUCGUCUUGAUUGGGUAUUUACUCUGUUUCUUCACGCAAAUGGAUAUCGAUUUGAAAAGUGAACGAGAAAAGGCAUUGGAAACCGUAGAGAAGUACAAAAUGAGUGGGAAAUUACUUGCCAGAUACAACAAGUUGAUUAAUUUCAAAGGAGCUAUUGCUGCUGUUGCUGUCCCCUUGAACCCUGACGGCACCGUUAAUCAUGAAAUGUUCAAUGCGUAUACUGACCACCUUAUAUCCAUUGGAGUUGGCGGAGUAUACAUUAACGGUACAACUGGUGAAGGAUUAUCUUUGAGCGGUGCAGAGCGAAUGGCUGUCGUUCAAGCCUGGUUUCAAGCAAUUAGAACCAAAAAGCCAGAUAUGUUGGUUAUUGCUUGUAUAUCAUCAACUGUGGUUAAAGAGACAUUGGAACAAGCAAAUUUUUACGCCAUCAUGAAUGUUGAUGCUUUAGCUGUCCUGCCACCAUUUUAUCAUCGUCCGGAGACUAAUGAUUGUCUAAUUAGAUAUUUACAAUCAAUUUACAAAGCUGCGCCCAGUCUCCCUUUAAUCUACUAUCACUUUCCUGAGAUGACCAACGUUAAGCUCGAUAUUCGUAUUUUCCUUGAAGAGGCUAAACUUCGAGUUCCUAAUUUAGCUGGAAUCAAAUAUACUUGUAAAGACAUGGCUGCUAUCAGUGCUGUUGGAUAUGAUUUACGACAUAAAUACAAAAUAUUCACAGGCUAUGAAGAGUGCCUAUUACCUAUGGCUUCAAUGGGUAUUGAUGCUGGUAUUUGUGCUUUGUUCAAUUUUCGUGAGGCUGUGACAAGAUGGCAAGCUAUUUUGAAUUACUUCCCAUCAGAUUUAAAAGCUGCAAAUGAACAACAAGAUGGUAUCAAUGAUAUGAAAACAAUUUUCGCUGGUGGUAAUUUCAUCCAUAAUGUGAAAAAAGCCAUCUCAGAGGAAACCAAAGGGCUGGUAAAACUUGGUAAACCUAGGCCUCCUAUUCAUGCCCAUGAUCAAUAAUUGUCCAUUCAAAUAUUGGAAAAGUUGGAAUCAAUCUGCAAUAUAUUGAGGCAUAUUUUACAAAUUUUAAUAAAUGUUUAAAUUGUUUUACACGGGACGAAAUGGAAAAUGUUCAAUUUAAAAAAGAGCUUAAAGAAAUGUAUGAAAAUAAUCGUGUAAUUUGUCGAGCAACAAAUACAAAAUGAAGUUACAUUUUAUUUGCAA
This is a messenger RNA of Tetranychus urticae (two-spotted spider mite), 1854 nucleotides long. Its product is annotated as N-acetylneuraminate lyase. The record is from RefSeq and is a predicted model, not a curated record. Gene Ontology annotation, molecular function: lyase activity. NCBI's taxonomy places the organism in Eukaryota, Metazoa, Arthropoda, Arachnida, Trombidiformes, Tetranychidae.